GCGACUCCAACCCGUCCAUUUGUCUCCAAGCAAUCAUGCUCGAGGAAUCGAUGUCUGUGCCCUCCAUUUGGGCCUCCAUGUUCAGCUGGUGCACUCCGGCCGUCCUCUUCCUCUUCCUCAAUCUCAUUGUUGGCACCAUUUUCAUUACUUCCGGCUUCCUCUCCAACAAAUCCGGCGACACUGAACAGCAGAAGCAGCCAGACUCGCCGCACCGCCUCGCCAGAUCUCCCUCUAUUCUUCAAAGGCUCAAAUCUAUCAAUUUUCGUAAUUACAGAUCUCAAGAACCCAUCACUGGCUUUGAAAAAUCUCCCCAUCUGGAUGUCGAUUCCCAAUCUUUCUCUUUUCAGCAGACCCCGGAGCAGAAACCGCAAACUUUGCGGUCUAGAUCUCCGUCUAUGUUGCAAAGGCUCAAGUCGAUUAGCUUCUCCAAUUACAUAUCUCAAGAACCCACCUCUGAUUACCCGGAAACAGCCCCAAAAUCUGAUACCCAUUACCCGCCGGAGCAAACCUAUGAGCAAGACCAGCCCCAAAUUGAACAAGAAGAAGAAGUAAACGAAGAGAAGCAGCAAAUCGAAGAAGAAGAACAAAUAAUGGACCAGGUAUACAGUAAGCUGAAGGAAGCGGACGUCAAGAGGACCAAAUCCGACACCAAACCCGCAUCCGGUGAAAUACCCACAAAACUGCCUCAGAAGAUGAAGAAAUCGGCGAGCGCAAAGUCCGCGUUCUCGCACUCUGAGGAAGAAGACAUCGUCGAGAGUCGCCGACCGCAAACCGCGAGGGCAAGCAAGGCUAAAGUGUCGGAGGAGGACGACGAAGGGGUGGAUGCUAAAGCCGAUGAUUUCAUCAACAAGUUCAAGAAUCAGCUGAAGUUGCAGAGGAUCGAUUCCUUUAUCAGGAAUAGUGGAAGCGGAAAAUGAAGCAUAAUUAAAUUUGAAUUAUUUUUUUUUUCUAAUUUUAAUUUUUCCUGUUAAUUUUAGGGGGUUUAUUGGAAUGUAAUUUAAAUAUAGAUCUACUGUUUCUAAUUUCAGUUUCUAUAUCUGCAUCAUGUCAAUUUGUUGAGCUUUCGGUUAAAAAAUAUGCCAUUAAUUA
Molecule: messenger RNA, 1089 nt
Organism: Rubroshorea leprosula
Lineage: Eukaryota; Viridiplantae; Streptophyta; Magnoliopsida; Malvales; Dipterocarpaceae
Source: the annotation of a GenBank genome assembly